Ostrinia nubilalis (European corn borer) is the source of this 6424-nucleotide messenger RNA. RefSeq names its product protein argonaute-2 (gene AGO1). Gene Ontology annotation, biological process: regulatory ncRNA-mediated post-transcriptional gene silencing. Bases 120 to 2879 code for a protein of 919 amino acids. The record is from RefSeq and is a predicted model, not a curated record. NCBI's taxonomy places the organism in Eukaryota, Metazoa, Arthropoda, Insecta, Lepidoptera, Crambidae. The transcript is spliced from 14 exons. Gene Ontology annotation, molecular function: RNA endonuclease activity; protein binding; single-stranded RNA binding.
UCAAGAAGGGGCCACCUAUUUCAUGUAUUACAAUAGCACAUUUUAAGAAUUUCGACACGAGGACUUUAUAGUUUCAUAAUUUCAAGCUUUUUGUUAGUUUAAAUCAUUUAGCAGACAAGAUGUACCCCGUUGGUCAACCUCCAGCGGGGGAGACAAGUGCGGGUGCCGUAGGCGUGUCGGCCACGGUGAGCACGGCGGCGGGCACCACGGGCGCCGCGCCGGGCGCCGCCAGCACCGCGCCCACCACCGGCGCCCCGCCCACCGGCGCCGCCGCCGCCGCCGGACCCAUCUCCCUCGUGUCCCCGGCGGCUGCCCCACCCCCCGAUCUCCCAGUCCUCACGUGUCCGAGAAGACCCAACCUCGGCCAUGAAGGAAGACCGAUUAUGCUCCGAGCGAACCACUUCCAGAUAUCCAUGCCGAGAGGUUAUGUACAUCAUUACGAUGUUAAUAUUCAACCUGACAAAUGUCCAAGAAAGGUUAAUAGAGAAAUUGUUGAAACUAUGGUACAUUGUUAUAAUAAAAUAUUUGGUGCACUAAAACCAGUAUUUGAUGGUAGGAAUAAUCUAUAUACAAGGGAUCCAUUACCGAUUGGUAAUGAUAGAGUAGAAUUAGAAGUUAUUUUACCGGGUGAAGGCAAGGACAGAGUAUUUCGUGUUACUAUUAAGUGGGUGGCUCAGGUGUCACUAUUUGCUCUAGAAGAGGCAUUAGAAGGGCGUACGAGACAAAUCCCUUAUGACGCUAUCUUGGCUCUGGAUGUCGUCAUGAGACAUUUACCUUCAAUGAUGUACACGCCAGUCGGACGCUCAUUUUUCUCCUCCCCUGAAGGGUAUUAUCAUCCUCUGGGUGGGGGUCGUGAAGUUUGGUUUGGUUUCCAUCAAUCAGUGAGACCUAGCCAAUGGAAAAUGAUGCUUAAUAUUGAUGUCUCUGCCACGGCAUUUUAUAAGGCACAACCUGUUAUUGAAUUCAUGUGUGAAGUCCUAGAUAUUCGGGACAUUAAUGACCAGCGUAAACCUCUGACAGACUCUCAGAGAGUCAAGUUUACGAAAGAAAUCAAAGGGCUUAAGAUAGAAAUUACCCAUUGUGGUACUAUGAAACGAAAAUACAGAGUGUGCAACGUCACACGUCGACCUGCGCAAAUGCAAUCAUUUCCACUGCAACUUGAAAAUGGACAAACUGUAGAAUGUACAGUAGCGAAAUACUUCUUGGAUAAAUAUAAAAUGAAGCUCCGAUAUCCCCAUUUGCCGUGUUUGCAAGUGGGUCAGGAACACAAGCACACAUACUUGCCCUUGGAAGUUUGCAACAUAGUGCCUGGGCAGCGGUGUAUUAAGAAAUUGACAGAUAUGCAAACAUCAACCAUGAUCAAAGCUACAGCGCGCUCUGCUCCUGAUAGAGAGCGUGAAAUCAACAACCUGGUGCGUCGCGCGAACUUCAACACGGAUCUGUACGUGAAGGAGUUCGGGCUGACGAUCUCCAACAAUAUGAUGGAGGUGCGCGGGCGCGUGCUGCCUCCUCCCAAGCUGCAGUACGGAGGCCGCGUCUCUUCAUUGGGAGGACAGCAGGCGCUACCCAACCAAGGCGUCUGGGACAUGCGUGGAAAGCAAUUCUUCAUGGGAGUGGAAAUACGCGUGUGGGCCAUCGCAUGCUUCGCGCCGCAGAGGACCGUCAGAGAAGACGCCCUCAAGAACUUCACGCAGCAGCUGCAGAAGAUAUCGAACGACGCCGGCAUGCCGAUCAUCGGCCAGCCGUGCUUCUGCAAGUAUGCCACGGGCCCGGACCAGGUGGAGCCCAUGUUCAAGUACCUCAAGUCCACCUUCGUGCAGCUACAGCUCGUUGUCGUCGUGCUGCCCGGCAAGACGCCAGUAUACGCCGAAGUGAAGCGCGUCGGAGACACAGUGCUGGGCAUGGCGACGCAAUGCGUGCAGGCCAAGAACGUCAACAAGACGUCGCCGCAGACACUCAGCAACUUGUGCCUGAAGAUCAACGUCAAACUCGGCGGCAUUAACUCGAUAUUGGUGCCCUCGCUGCGUCCGAAGGUGUUCAACGAGCCGGUGAUAUUCCUGGGCGUGGAUGUGACGCACCCGCCGGCGGGCGACAACAAGAAGCCGUCCAUCGCGGCCGUCGUGGGCUCCAUGGACGCGCACCCAUCGCGCUACGCCGCCACCGUGCGCGUGCAGCAGCACAGUAGUGCAAAUUCUUGCAGACAAGAAAUAGUGCACGAGAUGAGUAGCAUGGUGCAGGAGCUGUUGAUAAUGUUCUACAAGAGCACGGGCGGGUUCAAGCCGCACCGCAUCAUCAUGUACCGCGACGGCAUCUCCGAGGGGCAGUUCAUCCACGUGCUGCAGCACGAGCUCACCGCCGUGCGCGAGGCCUGCAUCAAGCUGGAAGCGGAAUACAAGCCGGGCAUCACGUUCAUCGUGGUGCAGAAGCGGCACCACACGCGGCUGUUCUGCGCCGACAAGAAGGAGCAGUCGGGCAAGUCCGGCAACAUCCCCGCAGGCACCACCGUCGACCUCGGCAUCACGCACCCCACCGAGUUCGACUUCUACCUCUGCAGCCACCAGGGCAUACAGGGCACGUCGCGGCCGUCGCACUACCACGUGCUGUGGGACGACAACCACUUCGGGUCGGACGAGCUGCAGUGCCUCACGUACCAGCUGUGCCACACGUACGUGCGCUGCACGCGCUCCGUGUCCAUCCCCGCGCCCGCCUACUACGCGCACCUCGUGGCCUUCCGCGCUCGCUACCACCUCGUGGAGAAGGAGCACGACUCGGGCGAGGGCAGCCACCAGUCCGCCUGCAGCGAGGACCGCACGCCCGGCGCCAUGGCGCGCGCCAUCACCGUCCACGCCGUCACCAAGAAGGUCAUGUACUUCGCGUAAUGCGCCGCGCCCGCCGGCCGCCGCGGGCCGCGCCGACGUCGCGCGAUCGGAUCCCACCCGCACCGGUCGACCGCGACGUUUCGCGACCGGUCUCCGAGCGCGCCGAUACGGGCUCGCGACCCGCCCCCGUCUUCGCCCGCCGACGCGCGUCCCUCGACCGAUCGCAGCCUGCGGUGAUCGUGUGGCGCGCGGUCGAUUCUCAUCGACGACUCGGAAACCGGUCGUCGGUCCGGCCGCGGUUCCUUUCGAGGUCCGAUUGACGACGAAGCUUCGCUUUUCUUUUGAGAAGUUUUGGAAUCUACGCCCGCAAAGGCGUGAAACUUUGUCACUAUGUAUGAGCUUUUCUCAGUGUUCCGAACGAUCCAAUAUGUGCUUCACCGCGGUACCGACGUGGUGAUCGGCCGCGUUGUCCUCGUCGAACCCAAUUAUGAAGACAAAUAUCGACAAAUAACGCAAUGUUAUACAAUAUAUUUUUUAUUUCUGAACCACGAUGGGGAUCUGGCGGGUGAAUAGAGAGCCUCGGACCCCGCCUGAACCCCAACUGACGUUUUAGGAUCAAUUCCACACAAACACUAGUAUCGAUGACAGUAAUCAUGUAUCGAGUUUAUCAUUGUAGAAUGUAAUAUUGUUAAACUGUAUGUGCCACUUUAAUGCGUCCAUCAUAUUUUUUCAUCAUUCAACUUAGUCAAGUAUAGUUCUUAAAAUAUGCAAACAUGUUUAUAAAUAACAUUAGAGCGUAGAAAGUAUGCAUAUUAAAUGUAUAAGAUUUUAAACUUUCGCGUUCCAUUUCAACUAAAAUAGUAAACUAAACCAUGGCUGCAGCAUCGCAGCCGAAACGUCAAGCUGUGAGUACAUAAUGUAAAUCAUUAAUAUACGUCGCGUUAAGACCCGUGUCUUACUAUAUUAAAUGUAUCUUACUGCCUAUUUAUCAUAUCAAAAACCAUGAAACACCAUAACAGUGUAAUGUGUCGUAAAUAUAUUUAAAAUAGACUAUUAUAAAUUAAAACACCGACUUUCCUCCAGGUUAAAUUAUGGUCCAAACCGUCAUUCGUACUUUAUUACAUAUUAGCAUACUUUCGUGUAACUUAAUCUAGAGGAGAUGCGCAUUAUUUUGAUAGAGCUUUGUAAGUUCGUAUAAUCAUUAUUUAUAGUAGAUAAAUACAUACGUUAUAGCAUGAUAGUAUACUUUUUAUUCAGAUUUGGUCAGCAAUAUAGAAACUUUAUGAUCUAUGUACACUAUUCACUUUGCCGGUGUAGGAUGCGUCCCAGGCAGCUGUGUCGCUGUGGCGGCAGCUCGGCCCUCAACACUAAGACAGCUUAACAUUUAGGUAAAUGUUCGGAUGACAUCAUUUUUCUAUUCUCUUAUAAAUUACUCAUAAAUUAUGUCUUUAUUCAUUCGUCAUUGUAUGCUGUCAAUGUGUUAAAAAUCGGGAGACCUCUAACAAACAAGUUAUGAAGCCUAAAUUCUAAUAUGUAAUAGGUUAAAACAUCGUUCAUUAUGUGAUAAGCUAAUAAGUGAGAUUGUGGGAUUGGAAUCCUUCGGGGAAAUACACUGGUUUCUGUUCUUGCUGGCUACGCUUAGAGCUUUUCCAGGCGACGUGUUUUUCCUCGCGCGUUUCGCUGCACAUGCAGUCUUGCGUUUUCAAAAUGCGCGACUGCCAGUGACAAAAUGUAUGAACUUCUAGUACCUCAUGAUUGCGCGAUUCGAAAACGCGUAAGUAAAAACUUGUCAUCUGGACCAGCGUGGGUGUGUCUCGUAAGCAAAAGUCGAGGUAAUUAAAGUGCAAGCUCGUAUGCCUACGGAAUACUGAGGUUUACCGGUAACAUUAAAUUAUUCUCAGCAAAAAAUAGCUUAGAAUUAUCCAAACAUCGGUCACCGAGCGAUCUCAUCACCAAACUGCCAGCUAAUCUAACCAGUAACUUUACAUGCAUACUAAUUAGAAACUAGUGUAAAGGUAUGGCAAUAAUAAAGAAACUUAUCUUAGUUAUACAUUACAUAAUAUUAUUAUUAUAUUAUCUGCUUCUGUUAACACCUAUGAGUGCCACUUUUACUUAUUACUAUACAUAAUCUAGUAUAAUAUGUAUCUGAUUAUCUUCUUAACUAUAGUUCAUUUUCACUUGCCAAAGAAAUGAAACAUAAAUUUCACAUUAUUAUUAAAUAUAUUAUUUAUAUGGUGAAUAACAAUUUGAUUUGUUCGAACAAACCGUAUUCAGACCACGUAUGCUUUCCGAUUAAUUCAUAUAAUCAACGCUUUACUAACCAAAAGCGUGCCUUGAUAUCUGCUGCCACUGAGAUAUGCUUGAUAGUAAAUUGGUUGAGAUUUGAAUCUAAUGCUUCAAUGCAAAGGAGUAAGUUGGCUCGUUACAUAAGAAAACAGGCCACAAAUAAAUUGCAGACAGUAUAAAACAUAUACGUCAUGAUUCUUAAACAUUUUCGUCUCAUUCAUAAUGAUAUUAAGCACUAAUGCAAUGUGUCAUCAACUGCACUGCAUGUGUCAUCAUUCAAUGCAUUGGCAAGACAAUUACCAUGAAAUAUAUGAUCUCUUGGGCACUUAAUCGGUAGCCAAAUUUUUACCGCCUGAAUGUUUCUGUUAUUUUUUACAGGUUUUAAAUUGAAUACAUUUAAGACCUUUGGUGACCAAUUGUAUUUAUUAUCUGGGUAUAAAUUAAUGUUACCUAGCAUAGGUAAUUUGUGUUGAACAACUAAUUAUAGGUAUUUAUUAUGGCCCAUACAGACAGAAUAGUUUAUUAGUAAUUAUAACAAAAAUAAUAAGCCUUAUAUUAACUUCUAAUACUGAACGCGGAUCAGCACAAGAAGACAGUCUAUAGUUUGUAGGAUUAUUGAAAUAUUUACAUUAAAACUAAUAAUAUUACAGCUAAAAUUUUAUCCAAUGGUAACUGUUAUAUGGCUUAAUGUUGCUUGGAAUAAUUAUAGACAUUACAAUAUAUUAUUUUCAUACACAAACACUUUGAUAUGAUGAAGAAAAACACAUGCGGUAUAAUAGAAAAUGUUAUUGUAUUUUUGCAACAGCGUUCGGGGUUCAAUGUGAUAAUACGGGGUGUCCCAAAUAUAACACAAAAUGCAAUUUAAGAUAGAAUGCGCAGUUUAAAAUCGACAAAACAUAGUUACAAUGUAAACUAUUUUAAACGUUACUUGAUUUAACGAAAAACUCAUUAAAAAGUCGAAUUUGCUUGGUUUACUUGGUUUUCUAUCCGCUCUACCGUGUCUCCAUUUUUUAACGUCCACUCUAGAGAUUGCAAUCCGGUAUGUUUCUCAACCCGGCCGGGCCGGGCCCGGCGGACCGGAUUUCCUACUUAUGGACGGAAAAGUAACAUUAGUAAUUAUUCAUUUUUAUAAGUUUUAAACAAAUAAUGUAGCUUAAAGUACUAAACGUGUCAUAACAACUUUGAUAGAUAGAUAAACUUUGGUAGAUUUGGUAUAAACAACACAAAUGAUUUCACCUACCGGGUCCGGUGACCGGGCCCGGUAAGAAUGGCCGGGCCCGGUGGGUGCCUAAACGGGUACCGGGUCCGGCCGGGCCGGG